ACUGGCUCUCUGUCAAAAAUGUCAAUGACCACAGCUAAAUGUGGUUCUCAAAUCGGGGAGUCUGCGGACAGCAUGCAACCAUUUAUCCAACCCUUCGGAGCUUGGACAUGGGCAAGAGGAAAUCCAAUGUCCCCUGCGCGCACGUCACCAUACGCAUGGCACCGCCUUGAACGUUCAGAAUUAGGCUCUUUCGGGCGUCGUCCCAUACUUACAAUCAGCAGGCAACGGGACACAAUUCCUCUCCAACAAUGGAUGGGCCUUCGUUGCGAGCUGACGCUUUACAAUGGUGAACAGUAUCUCAAGCCUUUGCAGGGUGAUGUCGUUCCUCGUAUUGUCAGUGUUCGGGCAUCAUCGGAGGAGAUUACCAUGUCAAUGGAGCCUCCCCAUCCCUCGUUCUGGAUAGAAGCUAGCGCCGACAUGCCUGAUAUCUUGAAAGAACGCUGUAUUUUGGCCUUUCAGAAGAUCCACGCUCGCGGUGUCCUCCAUGGUAACCCGCAGUUACGGCACAUGCUUAUUGGUGGAGACGGUCGAGUCACCAUCGUCAACUUACAAUGCGGCCGAUCCAGUAUUCCUCUCGGAAGUGCUGGGAUAGGCAUGGCGACUGAAAUAGAUUAUCACAAAGAGAUGCGCAAGGUCAUACUUCUCCUUGAGUUUUGGGGAGCUCGCGAGCUAUACGAAGUCAAGGAAUCAGAUAGACCAACCAAUCAACUAGGCAGGCAUUCGUCAACUCAAGGCAUGCGGGACCUUCAGGUAGAAGCGAGCUGGGUAUCUCCAGAUGACGGACCUCUCAAAGACGAUAUUGUCAGCAAGCUCUCUGAUGGGGAAACGUGGCAGGAGCAUUGCUUAUCUGCCAUUGAACAUCUACCGCUGCGUAUCGUCGUUCCAGAUCAACACGAAGACGACCUGGCGACAGCAAUCAAGCAUUUCCUAACCUCCCUCGAGCAAGGCGAGGACGAUGAUAUGACGGUCAAAUUUCCAUCAAGCUCUGACGGCAACUCCAAAUCCUCUUACGAUCGCACGUCUGAAGGCCUCCUACCUUCUCCAUUCUCAUCAGAAGCAUUCCUUACCCAUUCCAUAAGACAGUCACCGAACUUUCUCUUUUCCUCUGAUGGAGAGUUUGGUGACACAGUCCAGGCAGGCCUUGCACAAACACGUACACGCGUCGGAGACUCUACACCUCGUCGUUUCCCCGAUCAUUUUGACACCCACUCGAACCUAUCAUCUCGGGGGCAUAUGUGGCACUCCGAUGACUCUGAGGGUGAGGAGAUCCUCCCAAAGAAGCACAGAGAUUCGCAUUCUCCUACAGAAAAGCGCAUUCGGCGAGAUAACUUAGCUCGGUGUUUCUAUUCGAAAUUGCCUCACCCCGAGCUUAUCAGGGCUGGAUUGAUCCACGCUGAUCCUGCUACGCUGGUGCGACUGAGAAAGGGCGGUCGCCGUGCUGUCGCCUAUGGUACGCUUAAGCGGAGGUUUGGCACACAACCGGAUCAGAUUGAGUCGGUUAGCCGGGGGACCAGGCACCAGGAACAAAAAGAACUCCAAAAUUUCCAUGCCACAAUUUACGCAGGCGCUCGUGGGGGAACGGCGGGACUAAGGGGCCGUCCAAACCUGAGGGAUGAUUCCCUUUGGGCCGACUUACUUGAUUUCGGCGAGCCUAGAGAUUUUCCGGAUGGUCCUCGAAUUCUCACCGCUAUGGAGCUCGAGCAGCGUCAAGAAUUGCUGUCCCUCGCUCCGUCCGAUUCGAGGCGGAAAGGAAUACUAAAGCGGCCAAGGCACAAAGAAGAGAAGUCAUCUGUCCGAUCUUCUAUUGAUCGCGACUCGGUGGCUGAGUUCGAGAAUCUACUACCACCUCGAAAGAAGAUUCGGACUACAAGCUUCCCGACUCGCGCCGCAUCGAUGUUCCGAGAGGUUCCUGAAGGUUCCGCGCGUUCCAGUUCUUCCCCUUCUGGCCAUGGCCACCGCUUUACGCCUCAGCCCUCGCCGUUGGUGGUGUCGCCGUCCCUGCGGACACUGUCAUUUUGGAUGGAACUAUUGGUCGGAUGGUCAUCUCGUUGACGGAUGACACGCUUCUCGGGAAUCGUCAUAUAUCAUAAAUUUUGACUCUAUGUACCCUCGUGGAAUGGGCAUGUAUAUAACAAUAUUAAUGAAUGC
Molecule: messenger RNA, 2148 nt
Organism: Coniophora puteana RWD-64-598 SS2
Lineage: Eukaryota; Fungi; Basidiomycota; Agaricomycetes; Boletales; Coniophoraceae
Exons: 4
Coding region: 19-2052 (677 amino acids)
Source: RefSeq, a predicted model, not a curated record